Molecule: messenger RNA, 3566 nt
Organism: Colletotrichum destructivum
Lineage: Eukaryota; Fungi; Ascomycota; Sordariomycetes; Glomerellales; Glomerellaceae
Exons: 3
Coding region: 1504-3192 (562 amino acids)
Source: RefSeq, a predicted model, not a curated record
GGUCGUCUGUCACACACCACACACAACACAUCACAUCACUCACACCGACACCCCCGAAUCUCUCACACACGUUGCUCACAUAGUUACUGGACGCCGGACUGGCACCUACACUGGACAUUAAGCGCAUCGACCACUCCAGUCUUCCCUCCUCGCCGCACAACAGCACACUAGCACACCUGACCGCACCGCGCCUCACUGUGCCUCACCGCAGCUCACCGUGUCACGUCUCUCCAUAUCCGCUUGUUGCUCCACGCGCACCGCCGCAGCUGAGGUCCUCUCCACGCCACGGGUUCCAAGAGCAUUUCCAUCUGCUUAUUCGCCUUGGUUUCCUGUUGGUUUGCUACAUUUUGUACUGUACCUUACCUACUGCCAUCUUACACCCGUCAUCCGCCCUGUUCAUUCUAUUCUUUCUCUGCGUCUUUCCCUCAUUGGGUUACCCGAUAGACCUGGCCAACCUAUUCGAAAGCUCGGCGUAGACUGACACCGCGACUGCCUUUGACUCUCCGACCUGUCGGUCUUGUCUCACCAGCCCACGCCUUUCGCACUCGCCGGAACGCGCAUCUCGUCACUCGUCCGACAAUUACCCAUUUCACACUCCCCUUCUGCCUCAUCUCUUGCUGGCAAUACGCACUCUGACGCCCCAUCCCACCACACGCCAUUCUCACCCACUUGUCCGCCAUCCAUCCUCCUUCUUACCUUACCCAUCACUCACUUAGCCCUUCUGUCCCCCCAGGUUUAACCAUCUCACACUCCCGUGGCCCGUCUGCUGCCUUCUCUCACGUAAUUGAGAAUCGAGCCGACGAGUACGGACGAGACUCGAGACAGACAGACCAGCCCUAUCCCGGGUUGGGUGUUGUAUCGGCCAGCCAGGCAUCCCCGAGAGCAGAGGACGCACGACCGGGUGAGCACCGGCUGCAUGGUUGUUGUAUCCGUACAUUAAUACGAUAUACAUCCAUCCGCCGUCACGCCGAAUCCCUCGCUUCCUCACUAAGCCAAGAGUUUGGCUGUCGGUCUGUAUCUGACUACAUUUCCGUACCUGGCUAUCUGAGAGACAGCCCAGCCAGUUGAUGGUCGCACCCCUGUCCCCCCACCGCCCAUCACGCACGUCAAAAGCACCACCAAACCAAACCGGCCAGUCACCCCGCCAGUCCAGCCAGCCUGUGUUCCAGAUAGGCUCAGGAGUCAGGACCACCUCGUCUUGCUCCACACACUCCUCCCACCGCCCGCCGCCGCUUUCUUCCUUGUUGCGGCCGACUCGACGAAACAUCGCCCGCAGCGACCGCCGCGCCUCUCUCUCACCUCUGCCCAGCUUAGCCCAGCCAGCCAGCAAGCCCGUGUCUGACCACGAGUCCGGAAAGCGAGAGUUACUACUCUUGUCGACUAGGUCCCUUUGACCCCCUUCUCGCCGUUCGACCUGCUCCCUGGGCCCGUCGCGUUCCGACCCCCCCCCCAAAGCAUAAUAAUAAUAGCUCCGCGCCCAUCCUAUCCCCUCCCGUCCCAGCCAUGUACACUCCCGGCUACGGUUUCUCCAAUGUCCCUCCGAACUUCAACACCGGCGCCCCACCUCCAAACCAGAACCCUCACAUGCAGCCAGGCUCAGUCUCAAAUCAGCCCGGCCAGCAGAUGAUGUACAACCCUAACCAAUUCGCUGGCAUGCCCGGUGGCCAGUCCGGCUUCGUUGGUGGACCCAAUCCCGCCAUGAUGUCGGGCGCUGGUCCUGCAGGCAUGAUGCAGAACGCCGGCGGCAUGCCGCACAUGGCUGCCAAUGGUCAAAUGGCCUUUCAGAACCCCUACCAGGGCAAUCCCUACGGCGGCAACAUGCCCACGCCUGGCGGCCAACAUGCCAACUUUGGCGGAAUGCAAGGCUUCCCGAUGAACGCGGCUAUGACGCCCCAGCAGCAGCAGCAGAUCAUGAUGCAGCAGCAACAGCAGCGCAUGCAAGCGCAGCAAGCGCAGCAACAUCAUCAGCAGCAUCAACAGCAACAGCAACAUCAGCAGGCACAGGGACAGGCCAACCAAGGUGGCAUGCCGUUGGGUUCAACUCCUCAGCGACCGAUGAGCGCGGCACAGGGCGGACACGGUUCGCCAAAUAACGCGGUACAACAACAGCAGCAGCAGCAGCAGCAGCAACAACAACAACAUCAACAGCAGCAUCAUCAACAGCAUCAACACUCCCAGCAGCCGCAGCAGCAGCAGCAGCAUCCCCAACCGCAACAUCACCAGCCACAGCAACAGCCUCAACAGCCCCAACAACAACAGUCGCAGCAACCUCAGUCUCAGCAACAAUCCCAGCAGCAGCAACAGCAUCAACAACAAGCGCAGCAGCAGCAGCAGCAGCACCAUCAACAACAGCAAGCGCAGCAACAACAACAGCAGCAACAGGCUCAACAACACCAACAGUCGCAAUUUCCGACCCCACAGCCUCAGGCCCAUAGCCAAACCCCUACGACUGCCGCGCAACAGCACUCGGCCUCCGUCACAACCCCCCAGACGCCCACAUUUCCCCAACACAACCAGAGCGCGAGUAUCAAUGGCGUCCCGCCAUUGUCCACACCUCUCAGCCCCGGUAGCGAGUCGCGGGAGCAAGAGCGGUUCUCGGUGCUGCUGGAAAUUAACCAAGAACUACUGUUUGAGUCGAUGCAGCUGCAACAUACGCUGGGCGAGCUCAAGAAAGAAGCGGGCCCCUCGGGCGAAGGGGAACAAGCAAGAAAACCAACUCCAGAAGAGUCUGCAGUUCAACAGGAUUACAACCAUUGCAUGCGACGACUCCAAGCGAACCUCGCCUACUUGGCCGCCCUAGCCGACAGGAAGGGCAACGUCCAAGUCCCACCGUCCCCUGCAUAUCUCUCCUCGCCGCCCUUAAAUAUGACACUGAGAAUAAGAAACUCGACCCCUCCCGGCGACAUACCCGAAAACAACCCUGAUCCGGUGACAGACCGUGAGGAACGAUCCAAAUAUCUCACCGAGUUGUAUACGAAGCUUCAAGCCUUGUUCCCCAACGCCGAUCCUAAAAAAGAGCCGGCAUUCCAGACGCCGGCGCGCCCACAGGGCCAGCCAGGACAGCCGGGAAUGGGACAAGGUCAACGGCCGCCGAGCCAUCACGCUAGUCCCGCCAUGGCCCAGGCACAAAGACCGAUGCAGAUGCAAAACAUGCCCGGUCAACAUCAACCGCAGGGAAUCGUUCCGUCAUAGGAGGGGCAGAGCGCGACAAUAAUUGAAUGGAUGAUGGAAGUUGGACGACACGACGGCGUUCAGGAGAAGCCGGGAUGAUACCACCAAAAGCAAUGUCACGAGUUUGGCGCAGGCGGCGAACCUUUCAUUUUCACGGGGCCGCCUUCUUGGCGUUGCCUGCCGUGGCGAACAAUACUUGAUGCAAGAUAUGGGAGCUGUAAAUGGGGAUAGUGCUGAUGGAGACUGUUAAAGAGAGGGGCAUCAGCCACUCAAGUUUGUGUAGAUGGGCUUCUUAGAGCCGACAGAGCGACAUAUUAUGUUAUAUAUAUACCAGCGGGAGGCGCGAUGCCUGGUGAAUGGAUAAGGCGAAAGCAAGAUUGGACAGUUUCAAGCCU